CCUUUCCUUGUCAUAGCAUUGCUAUUCAAUUUCCCAGGCUAGGCCCAGCUCAGCAACUCUACACACAGUACACAGUGCUCAGCUAAUAGUCGUCCUUGCAGUGAGUGUUCUAGCUGUCUUUCCUCCCUCCAGUGUGUGUGCACGGCCAUCAGUAGCUCAGUGACUCUAACAAACAAAGCUCCACCCAAUCUAACAAGUCAGAGAUGCCCAGAAAACGGACUAUGACGUCAGAUCUGCUGACAAAGCAACAAGGGGAGGUUAUAAAGGUGGGGUUCCUAAAGAAGAAAGGGCAUGUACGGAGGAACUGGCUGGACAGGUGGUUUGUCCUCACCACAGAGGGCAUGUACUACUACAAGAACAGACUGGAUGAGAAACCUGUUGGUGUUGUACCUCUCUUUGGAAGCACAGCUAAAGAAGACACACUACAGAAACAUCAACAUGUAUUUACUUGUUGGACAGCAGAAGGGAAGGACUAUCCGGUGCAGGCCAGCACUAGGGACGAGAUGAUGGUUUGGUUGAAAGCUAUUAGCGAUGCAGUGACUGAGAGAGAGAAGAGGCCGUCUGAUGCAACAGGGGAAGCCUCAAAAAACCCUGCAGCCAAGGGAGGUGCUCAGGACACACCUAAGAAGAAUGGAGCCUCAGCAGGAGCAGCUAAACCAGACUCUGAUGAAUCAUCAGACGAAGAUUAGGCCACUCUGAAUUGUCGGAAAGGGAUAUUAUAGCUUUGCCUUGUUUUUUGUUUUUUAAAGAAAAUUUCAUAGGUCACGCAUACAUACACUUCCACACCCGUACACCAUCAUUAUAUUGUGUACUGUUUACUGUGUAAACACUUUACUUGUCAUAAACUGCUCAAAAACUGAAUCAAACUCAGCUUUACUA
Molecule: messenger RNA, 879 nt
Organism: Halichondria panicea
Lineage: Eukaryota; Metazoa; Porifera; Demospongiae; Suberitida; Halichondriidae
Product: pleckstrin homology domain-containing family A member 1-like
Exons: 6
Coding region: 204-689 (161 amino acids)
Source: RefSeq, a predicted model, not a curated record